Messenger RNA from Tarenaya hassleriana, 1507 nucleotides. Its product is annotated as 3-hydroxyisobutyryl-CoA hydrolase-like protein 2, mitochondrial. The record is from RefSeq and is a predicted model, not a curated record. The transcript has 14 exons. Gene Ontology annotation, biological process: L-valine catabolic process. Lineage: Eukaryota; Viridiplantae; Streptophyta; Magnoliopsida; Brassicales; Cleomaceae. Bases 113 to 1336 code for a protein of 407 amino acids. Gene Ontology annotation, molecular function: 3-hydroxyisobutyryl-CoA hydrolase activity.
UCGGACGGUUCAGAAUCAUUCAUCCUCGCCGAAACCCAAAACCCCAAGGCCGAAACCCUCUCCCGUCUCCCGUAGGCUGAAUCGUGAUCUUCAGCUAGCGAGGUAGAGAGAGAUGCAGAAACUAAGCGCUUUGAGGAAAGCGAGAGAGUCUUUUCAAUGGGUCCGAUCCAUUUCUCAUGGACGAAGCUUCUCUGCUCUGCCAAACUAUGCUCCCUCAACCGCAGAUGUCGAAGAACAGGUACUUGUGGAGGGAAGAGCUAAGACGCGAGCUGCUAUUCUCAAUAGAUCCUCUUCUCUCAAUGCUCUCACUGCUCCUAUGGUUGUGCGGUUAAAGAAGCUAUAUGAAUCAUGGGAAGAAAACCCAGCUAUUUCAUUUGUAUUGAUGAAGGGUAAUGGCAGAGCUUUCUGUUCCGGUGCAGAUGUUCUCGCACUUUAUCAUUCGAUCAAUGAAGGGAAUGCUGAAGAAUGUAAACAUUUUUUUGAGAACUUGUACAAGUUUGCAUACCUCCAAGGAACUUAUUUAAAGCCACUUGUGGCUAUAAUAGAUGGUAUUACAAUGGGUUGUGGUGGUGGGGUUUCACUUCCAGGGAUGUUUCGUGUUGCAACAGAUAAAACCGUUUUGUCUCAUCCUGAGGUCCAAAUGGGUUUUCAUCCUGAUGCCGGAGCUUCCUAUUAUCUUUCCCGACUUCCUGGUUACCUAGGGGAAUACUUGGCUCUAACUGGAGAGAAGCUUAAUGGUGUUGAAAUGAUUGCUUGUGGGCUAGCAACGCACUAUUGCUUAAAUGAGAGACUCGCCUUAAUGGAGGAGCGGAUUGCUAACCUGAUGAAUGAUGAUCCUUCUGUCAUUAAGGAGUCUCUUGCUCAAUAUGGUGACAUUGUUUAUCCGGACAGAAGCAGUAUCCUUCACAAGAUCGAGGUGAUUGAUAAAUGUUUUGGCCUUGACACUGUUGAGGAAAUCAUCGAGGCCCUGGAAAACGAGGCUGUCACUUCCAGCAAUGAAUGGUGCAAAAGAACUCUUAGACAAAUAAAAGAGGCUUCACCAUUGAGCUUAAAGAUUACACUACAAUCCAUACGAGAAGGUAGAUUCCAAACUCUUGAUCAGUGUCUUGUGCGUGAGUACCGUAUGUCUCUUUGCGGAAUCUCGAAGGUGGUCUCUGGUGAUUUCUGUGAGGGUAUCCGAGCUCGGAUGGUAGACAUGGAUUUUGCUCCAAAGUGGGAUCCUCCUCGUCUAGAAGACGUGAGCGAAGACAUGGUGGAAUGCUACUUCUCCCCAGCCGGGGAUUCUGAUGAUUCCGAGCUGAAGCUUCCGACCGCCCAAAGAGAACCUUACGUCUGACAAAUAACUUCAGUUUUUGCAGGUUCAGUUCUAGCCCUUCAAGACAUAAAAUUGCUGCUCUUGAUCUCUGUUUUUUUGGAAUGCGGAAGAUUUUUUUUUUUUGGUCAUGACUGGGAGUGAGGGUCUGCUUGGAAACAGGUCAAUUCAUAAACUUUAACAUGUUCCAUCCUU